Sparassis crispa is the source of this 309-nucleotide messenger RNA. RefSeq lists its product as hypothetical. Lineage: Eukaryota; Fungi; Basidiomycota; Agaricomycetes; Polyporales; Sparassidaceae. Bases 1 to 309 code for a protein of 102 amino acids. The record is from RefSeq and is a predicted model, not a curated record. The transcript has a single exon.
AUGGGCACCAUUCUGCUUCGCCUCACACACCGUGCCACCCUUUUCGAACUCAUCACUCUCACCCGCGAUGCUCCCCAGCUGCGCUUUGAUUUUCCUGGUGCCAUCUUACCCUCUCCGGCAGUUUUCUUGUGGGAAGAGCGAGAACUUCACGUUAUUGCCGUCUCAGUCAUAGGCUUUCUCUAUCGCUUUGUCCUCCCUCUUCAACGUGGCGCACAGCUCUGGCACCCCAGCAAGUACUGGUUUCGCCAGUACGACAUCCAGAACAUGCGGUCAGACAUGGAGGGGUUGGGCCACAUUGUGUUGUUUUGA